AUGGCUCUCUCCCAGCCGGCCCAGCCGGAGACCCAGCCUGUUGAGCUGGAACUGGACGCUCCAUGUGAACUCCAGUUGUCAUUUGCUGGAGCAUCUCUUGACCACCAAGAGCAUGCUGGGCAAUUGGUGGAGAGUGAUGAAAGCCAUUUGGAUGCAUCUUCCAUGCCGCCCCCUCAGCCUCCGUCAAAGAAGCAGAAGAAACAAAAGUCGGAUAUUGGAGAGUCUGACAACAAGAGCGUUACUUCGAGUGAUGCCCCUUCCAAAACUGCUUCGACUUCGAAGGACUUGAUCGGAGUCAAGAAGUUUGGCCGUGGAUACACCAGGCAGUGCAAAGGCUGUCAGCUUUGGUUCAAGCCAGAAGGGAUGGCUUCCAAGAGCAGCUUUUGUAGCAAAGAUAAGAACAAGUUGGACAACCUGAGCCGCUUGGCCAAAGCCCAGGGCAAGGCCAAAUGGCUUUCAGAAGCACGUCGCGAUGAAGACAAAAUCUCCAAGAUCUUGAAAAAGUACUCAGAGAUGAGUGGUGAUGCUGGGACUCCUGGUGGGAAAAAGCAGGCCAGGGCUACGUUGUUCAGCACUUUGGAGAAGACCGUUGCCACCAGCAGGGUGAUGUAUGACACCAAGCAUCGCUUCAUGCCAGAGGAUGCUUAUGUGAAGCAUGUGACCGAAGUUUUGCUCGAAGGAGAAGGUCGCCUGACCAAGGCCCAGGCGACUCUUCAAUGGCAGCAAUGGUCAACGCUGAUUAGUGAAAACCCGGAGACAGAAGAGGUGAUGUGGGAUAAGAAGGGCAGCGGUGGACAGUUGAGAGUGGCUGUGGCCAUUGAGGACAAUUUGCAUUUGAGCAACAUUUACGACCGUGCCAAAGAAUUCUCCAGCAAAGGGAAGGAUGAGAAAAGUUUGACAGAGGAUCAGAUUAGCCAGCGAAAGCGUCAGUUGUUUGUGAACCAUGACUCGGGUCAUGAUGUGGAUGCCAAGGCCAUUGGCCAGAGCAUGGUUCGGGCCAGUGGCAGUUCCACAGCUGGAAACAGCUUUUGUGCUUUGGCGAGUGAGUUGGAUGUCGAUGAGCUGGAGCCCAGGAAGGAUGACAGCCCAGAAGGAAUUGAAGGAUCUGGUGGUGAAGAGUCCCAGGAAGAGAGCAAUGUGCGCCCACAGGCAAAAGCCAAGGCCAAGGCCUGGCCCAAGGCAAAGGCCAGGACGGAGAAAGCUGAAUCUCGCAAGGGCUGGUUUGACCGGGACACAGCCAUCGCCAGCAAGGCCCGCAGUGAGACCACAGCUUUGUGCGGGCUUCAGGUGCAGAUGAGCAACAAGCUCAAAGAAGCCCAGGCGCAGAUGGACGAGGUGGCGACUAAGCCAAGUGAGAGCCAACAUGAGGUUUGUGUUGAGAAUGACACCCUGCUUCGCAGAAUGACCUUCUUGGAGGCAAUGUUGGAUGAUGAUUCCACAAAGCUUAAGGAGUUGAUCCAGCAGCAGGUGACCGAUAAGAGUUGCAUGGAGGGUAAGGAUGAUGAAAAUGGAGAUGGGCAGUCUUCUUGGCAGGCGCAAGUGUCAAAAGCGCCACCAUGUCAGUCUUUUGAAGACUUGGUGACCCUCGCUUCUAUCAAGGGAAGCCUUGAUGACUAUUGGAAAUGCACUUCUGCCAAUGAGCUUCGAGACGUAGCCCGUCAGCGCACCUUGUCUCGCAAGCCCAUCACGGAGCUUGUGGGUGCAGUGAAUGUUGGCAUCAAGGAGCUGAAGAAGGCCCUGACAGCUUUGGAGCAGCGCAAUGCAAAGAGAUUGGCUCCUUCCACUGCCGCUGGUCCUGGCCGCAAGAGGUCCAAGACUGCAGCGGUGCAUCCAUCAGCUUUUGAGGCUGGCUUGGACAAGGACAAUACCUUCAAUUCCAUUGCAUCUGAUGCCCUUUCAGCUUUGAGCUCGGAUCAGGUCAAUUUGAGUUUGCCCUUGAUCGUCAAGUUCACCAGCUUGGCAGCGUUUGACUCAUCAGAGGCUUCGAUCAAGCAGUCUGUGGAUUCCUUCGGUGCGGCCUUCGCCCGGCAUGUCAAGUCCAAUGAGAAGUCAAACAUGACCAAGCCCCCAGAGGCCCGCUCAAAGGUGCGGGCAGCUUCUCCUUUGUUCUCAGCAGAGGCCAACGAUGCUUGGGCAAGUUUCUGCACUAGCAAUUUCAUGGCUCACAUGGUGCCCGAAGAGGUUGGAGCUGUUGGCAAAUCAGUCCUUCAUGUUGGCGUGCAGGCUGGUGCCAGCACAGGUGCAGCUGAGAAGGGUUGGCAGGCCAGCCUGAGAUUGAGCAUCUCCGGCACCAAGACCAUCUUGGCCUGCUCUGCUGAGACGGCCAUUGCAACUUUUGGCGUUAUGGAUCCGACCGCACUGUGGCAGAAGUUUUUGCAGAUGAGCCCAGAGGAUGUUCAGAGGAUGGUUGAUUUACAGCGAAAGGAAAUUACUUUGUGGGCAGGCACAGUUGGACCCAAUGAGCUGUUCUAUUUGCCAGCAGGAUGGAUGUUUGCUGAAUCGGUACUCCCCAAGGCCGACUGCAUGGGCAUUCUUUGCCGUGGUGUCAUCAAUGAAGGCUCCGCUUACAACCAGCUGCAAGCCAUUCGGAAGCUGCUUUCAUCUGUGAAGAAGAAUGAUGCAGAGUUGGACGCAGUGGUUGCAGCCCUGGCAGCCCUGGACAAAAGGGCAUUGGCAUCAACAGUCCCCACUGAGCCUGAGCCGGCGGCGCUGGCGUCGCCUGGGCCGAAGCCUUCUCCUGGCGAAAGCGCAAGUCCUUCAGGAAAGAAGGCGGAUGAUGUGGAAGCACAUGGUGGUGGGAGCGAGAUUCCUGUGGAGGAGCAGCUUGCGGCGCAGGAUUCCCAGUCGCAGCAGCUGACGGCAUAA
Molecule: messenger RNA, 2865 nt
Organism: Cladocopium goreaui
Lineage: Eukaryota; Dinophyceae; Suessiales; Symbiodiniaceae
Source: the annotation of a GenBank genome assembly